AUGGAUAACAACCACGUUGAUAUUAGAGGUAUCCCUCAAAGGAUUCAAUUGCUCACGAGUAAAGGUGAAUUGAGUAAUUUACGUGGAACUGUUAAAUAUUUUGGCCCUGUUGAUUCUACCGAUGGCUUGUGGUGCGGCAUUGAGUGGGAUGAUAGUAGCCGGGGGAAGCACAGCGGCGACAAGGAUGGCAAGCAGUACUUUAAAACCAAAAUUCCCUUUUCUGCGACGUUUGUUCGACCAUCCAAGAAGAUACAUACAGGGCAAUCAUUCCUUAAUGCUUUCAAGCAAAAGUACGCAUAUAGCGACGAUAAGCUUGAAUUUGCUCCGAAUAUUGAUCGCAUUAGCAAGAAACUCAGCCAAACGUCUCAGCUCAAGGUUGCAGGUUUGGAGCACAUGGCUGUCUUUGGGAUUGGGGAUAGUGAUAAGGAUCAAGUAAGGCGAGAGGCGCAAAGUUUAAGACAGCUCUCGCUGGCGCAUUCUUUAAUAUCGUCCAUGGAGGACGUCGAUAAGCUCGUGGAAUACCUGCCUAGCAUACAGGAGCUUGAUAUUAGCUCGAACAGAGUCGCUAUAUGGAACAGACCAUACCCACACUUGCACAAACUUAAAAUUUUGAAGCUUAACAACACUCUCACAGAUUAUAGCGAGGUGGUUGCUUUGAGUGAUUCGCUUGGCUCAUUAGAGGAGCUCGAGCUGGGAUAUAAUGGAAUAGAAUUAUUGAAAGAUGCACCUAUUAUCGCCACCCUUCAUACACUCAUAAUGUCACACAAUAACAUUUCAGAAUGGAACGAGGUUGAGAAACUGUUACGGAUGUCGAGCUUGCAAACUCUAAAUAUCGACAGCAACAAGAUUGCAAGGAUACCUUACAAACCCCGCUCAGUUUCACCGAACAAUUCAAUCAAGACGCUCAAACUGUCGCGCAACGAGAUCAAAGAUUGGAUAUCUGUUGACGCAUUGGCAUUGCAGGUACCACAAUUAGAGUCACUGUCGCUGACUGACUGCCCUAUCAUGAGCACGCAGACAGAUGUCGGCAAGGCAAGACAGAAGGUCAUAGCAAGGUUUGAAAAGUUGCAUCUGCUCAACCUAAGCGAGGUAUCGAUCGAAGAGAGAAAAGAUGCAGAAUACUUCUAUAUCAAGAAUAUACCGACUGAAGAGGAUCCCAAACAGGCGCGCUACAAAGAGCUUUGUGAGAAGUACGACUAUCAACCUAGUAGUCAGCCAAGCAAAACACUUACUCAUUUGCAAAUGAAGAAGCUCAACAUAGAAUUGCGCAUGGAUAGCAAGACAUACCCACUUACAACCAUCUCGUCCAUCCCAGUAAAGAAGCUGCGGGUGAUAGUUGAAAGAAUCUUUGGUAUUUCUCACACCAAAUUUAAACUAACAGCUACCAUGAUACCACAACCGAACAUGAUGGGACAAGUCGAAGACGAACGCACCGAUGUGGAUUUGGACGAUGACUACAAAGAUCUUCGGUGGUUUAGCGUUGAAAGCGGGGAUCAAAUUGUAGUAACUCUAAAGUGA
This is a messenger RNA of Wallemia ichthyophaga EXF-994, 1518 nucleotides long. RefSeq names its product Tubulin-specific chaperone E. Gene Ontology annotation, molecular function: protein binding. The record is from RefSeq and is a predicted model, not a curated record. Bases 1 to 1518 code for a protein of 505 amino acids. Gene Ontology annotation, cellular component: cytoplasm. NCBI's taxonomy places the organism in Eukaryota, Fungi, Basidiomycota, Wallemiomycetes, Wallemiales, Wallemiaceae. The transcript is spliced from 10 exons.